Molecule: messenger RNA, 3069 nt
Organism: Talaromyces stipitatus ATCC 10500
Lineage: Eukaryota; Fungi; Ascomycota; Eurotiomycetes; Eurotiales; Trichocomaceae
Product: snoRNA binding protein, putative
Exons: 5
Coding region: 1-3069 (1022 amino acids)
Biological process (GO): rRNA processing
Cellular component (GO): small-subunit processome; Pwp2p-containing subcomplex of 90S preribosome
Molecular function (GO): protein binding
Source: RefSeq, a predicted model, not a curated record
AUGCCUUCCCUAACUGGAGAUGGCUUUGAUCUUCCCGUAUCGAAACGCCAGAGAAUUGCGCAACCACAAUUGUUGGCACGAGAGAAGAAGGAAUCGCAGUCCCGAAUCUUUUCUCAUUUCAGGACUCUCGGCUUAGUCUCUCCGACUACAGUUCCGUUUACUUCAGUGCGACUUGGCAAAUCCACAUAUCAAAUUACAACGUCUGUCGGAAGAGUGCUUCAAACCUAUGACCUCAAGCGCGGUUUGGGUCUGGUAUUCGCCAGUCAACCUCGAACUCCAGGCUUAAUUACGGCGACUUUUGCUUGGAGGAACUAUGUGUUCGCUGCUUGGGGAGGUUUACGUCCUGGCGAAGAAUCGGGAGUAUGGGUGUUUCAACGAGGAAAGAGAAUCGCUGAGCUAGAAAGCGUGCCCCACGGUACUGGCCCCAUUUCGCGACUUCUCGUUUUUGGAUCCUGGGUUGUCGGAUGCGGCGAAAGCAGGAUACAAGUAUGGAAGAAUACGUCUUUUGAGCAUUAUACGAGCUUGGUCCCGGAGGUUGCGCGAGGCGCUUCAGAUUUGCCGGUAUUUACUGGCCAUGUCUGCAACAUGCCUACAUACCUAAACAAAAUUUUUGUUGGAAGAUACGAUGGAACUGUUGAGCUAUGGAAUAUCAGUAGUGGCAAGCUUUUGCACAGGUUUUCACCUGUAACUGCCAACGAUGACGCUGUCACUGCCAUGGAAGCGACACCUGUUCUUUCACUCAUCGCUAUUGCUUACAGAAGUGGUACUGUCGUUCUUCGAAAUGUGGACACCGACGAAGUGCUUCUAUCACUGAACGCAUCAACAUCAAAAUCAUAUCCAAUAACCUCGAUAUCUUUCCGAACUGAUGGCCUGGGGGCUGGUGAAGAUGGCAGGAAGGCGGGAGUCAUGGCUACGGCGUCUGUGUACAGUGGUGACGUUACUCUAUGGGAUCUCAAUAACGGAGGCAAGAAAACUAGUGUGCUCAGAAGCGCGCAUGAUAUGACUGCCCAGAGCUCUGACAGUGGUGUCAACAAGAUUGAGUUCCUGGACGGCCAGCCAGUUCUGGUCUCUUCUGGAAGGGACAAUGCUUUGAAGACUUGGAUUUUCGACGACUCUCCCUUCUCUCCAAUUCCGAGGCCCCUGCAUUCCAGAGGUGGUCACGCUGCAGCAAUCUGUUCCCUUAGAUUCUUGCCUUCGGUUUCCGAUGGUAGCGAUUCAAUCGGGAAAUGGCUACUAAGUGCAUCCCGAGACCGCUCUUUGUGGGCCUUUAGUCUGCGCAAAGACAGUCAAAAUGUGGAAUUGUCGCAGGGUAAAGUCAAAGCAACUGCCAAGAAACGAGGCAUAUCGAGCGCAGCGGAGGCGGCUGAGGAGCUCAAGGCCCCUGAAAUCACAUCAAUUGCAUGCUCGCUCAAUCGUGAUCCUGGGAUGGGAGCAAGUAGCCAACAAGUAUGGACCAAUUCAAGAGAUCUCAAGAAGCACCCACAGGGAGAAAACGGGUGGGAGAGUGUUGUGACAGCACACCGAGGGGAUAAGUAUGCGCGCACUUGGUAUUGGGGUAGGAAAAAGGCCGGUCGGUGGGCGCUUGAGACGAGUGAUGGAACCGAGGUCAAGAGCGUUGCCAUAUCAAACUGCGGUACAUUUGCUGCUGUAGGGUCCUCUGGGGGUAUAAUUGAUAUUUACAAUCUACAAUCUGGCCAGCGUCGACAACGAUUUCCACCCUUACCAUCCUCCAAGAACAAAAUUUCAAAGAUUGCAUCCUCAGGCCAUACUAAAGCUGUCACUGGUCUUGCGAUCGAUAAUCUGAACCGGAACGUUGUAAGUUGUGGAUUAGAUGGGAAACUUAAGUUCUGGGACUUCACCUCCGGAAAUCUUAUUGCUGAAUUAGAUUGGGCGCCAAUGGCAGCCAUUACCGGACUACAGUUUAGCAGCAUCAAUGAACUUGCUGCCCUUAGCUGCGAUGAUCUAUCUAUCCGUGUAGUAGAUCUCGAGACAAAGAAAGUUGUCCGAGAACUUUGGGGUUGCCGAGGGCAAAUCAACGACUUUUGCUUUUCCAACGACGGCAGAUGGAUCAUAGCCGCAUCUAUGGACUCUAUAAUCAGAGUAUGGGACUUACCAACAGGUCACUUGGUUGACAUUUUCCGAGUACCUGCCACCUGCACGGCUCUUGCAUUUUCUGGAACAGGAGAAUUUCUUGCCACUGCUCAUGCGGAUGAAGUUGGUGUGCAUAUCUGGAACAACAAGAGUCUCUUUACCAACUUUCGACCUAUCCACAUUGACGAGGCUGCCCUAUUAUCGAAUGUGACAUCUGUGACAUCUACUGAGUCUGGAUCAGGCAUAGUUGACACUGCCUUGACUGCCGAAGCAGAUGACGAAGGUGAAGACAAAACCACUAUAUCAUUCGAACAGCUGGACCGGGACAUGAUGACUUUGAGUAUUGUUCCACGUGCAACCUGGCAAACCCUAAUCAAUCUAGAUAUUGUCAGGGCUCGCAAUAAGCCCAAGGAACCGGCCAAAGCUCCAGUAAAGGCACCAUUUUUCCUACCAUCUCUCCGGGAUGAUCAGUCUACCGCUCCUAUAGCUGGAAUUGAGGACCAGAAGGAGACAGCACCAGCUCCCAUAUCCAAAAGCCUUCUUUCUCAACAGGACUCUCCCGUUAGCAAGCUGUUGAGAUCCGGCUCAAGUAACAAAAACUUUUCACCUUUUGUCGAUUAUUUCAAGUCCCUCUCACCAGGAAAAGUUGACCUAGAAAUACGCUCCUUGAAUGUCCAACUUCUGCCAGAUGGAUACUGUGAGCUACUCAGCUUUGUGGAUGCAUUGACAGAGAGACUUCGCUCGAAGAAAGAUUUUGAACUUGUCAAUGCAUGGAUGGCUGUGUUAUUGAAGGUCCAUAGUGAUCUAAUAUGCGGUGAUGGCGACCUGUCUACUGUUUCAUCAGAUGAGGGUCUGGUGGAUGCUUUACGUACUGCUCUGAUGGGUUGGAAAAAGGAGCAAGAGAAUGAAGCUAAACGACUAUCUGAGUUGAUGGGAUACUGUCGUGGUAUUAUUGGAUUCCUUCGCUCAUCUCGUUGA